AUGUAUCUAAUUACUUUAAUAUAAUAAUUUUACUUUUUUCUUUUCUCUCUUCUUUCUCCCCCUCUUCCUUGCACAGCCGUUCCGGUUCUCCACUUCUCUUUUCGUUUGUUCGUUUUUCUUCAUCUGCUCCUUCUCCUCCAUAUCUGCAUUGACACCAUCAGAGACAAUCUUCUUGAUGGCUGACGUGGCUCCAUAUACUUCAGGAUGUUGUUUUCAGAAUGUACAAGAUAAGAGCACUAUUCUAGAUUUUCUUUUCUUUCUGGAAUAUUCCUCUAACACUUCGUGAAACAUCAAUCCGGAACAUAUUCCGGACUCCGAAUUCCAAUAACCUGAACUUCACCAUUUUGAAACGUAAACCACCAUGAAACACCAACACGAGUUCCACCACACCUUGCCACCAUAACUCUCUUCCAGAUUCAGUCACCAGCACAACAAAAUUUUUUGAAACUUUCAAAUAAAAUACAAGGGUAAAACAGGAAUUCCAAAUAUUGUGGGCCUGCAAGGAGGAAUUGGAGGAGUGUAGUAAGCAAAUUCCCAGAUGGAGUUGGAAAGAAUAAGAUUCUGAGUUAGCCUUAGCAGAGAAAAAGGGUUGAAAGAGAUCAGAGAGAGAUGGAAGCAUCUGUGAUUGAGGUAGAGAGAAUCUUGAGCUACGGAUUCAUAGAUCGGAAACUUCUAGAAGAAGCUCUCACCCAUUCAUCUUCCACAGGUGUUUCUUAUGAGCGACUUGAGUUCGUGGGAGAUCACAUUAUAGGGCUAGCCAUCAGCAAACACCUCUUUCUCGCCUACCCCCAGCUCGAUCCUGGCCAACUAUCUGACCUACUUGAUGUCAACGUCAGCAAAGAGAAGCUGGCACGAGUUGCCAUCCAUCGCGGCCUCCACCGUUUCAUCCGCCAAAGCUUCUCAUCUGAGCUCAGGGAUCAGAUCGAACUAUUUGAGAAAGCUGUCACCCUAGAGAAAUACCCCGUUGGGAUACACGGUGGAUCCGUGGGGGCCCCCAAGGUCCUUUCGGAUAUCGUAGAGUCCAUCGCAGCAGCUGCAUACUUUGAUCUGGGAUUCGAUCUGGAGAAAUUCUGGGAGAAAUUUAGAGUAAUUUUGGAACCGAUAGUGACACCUGGUGAUUUGGAGCAACAGCCUCAUCCGGUGAAGGAAUUAUAUAAAAUAUGCCAGAAAAUGGGGAAGCUCCUUAAGAUUAAAUCUGAGCGGAAGGAAACAGAUAGUAUAGCUUAUGUCUUUGUUGAUGGGAAGUUUAUAGCCUCUGCUUCCUCUGACAAAAAGGAUCUGGCUAAACUUGAAGCUGCCAAGAUUGCGUUGGAUACACUUGCACCUCUGCCUCCUCCCACCAGUACGAGGCCUUCCAUUACUGACAUGCAGCUAAGAGCUAAACAAAAACUAAACGAACUCUGCCAGAAUAAGAAAUGGCCUAAGCCAGAAUACAGUAAAGCAAAGGUAUCCGGUCCCCCUCAUGAGAAGAGAUUCGUUUGUUCUGUUAAGAUAACUAUUGAAGAAGAGGAGGGGGUUUUUGUGCUAACGAAUGGCUGCGAAAAAUCUAAGUUAAAGGAUGCUGAGAACUCUGCUGCUUCCAUGAUGCUUAUAACCUUACUUGGGGUGUAAUAAUCACAGAUAAUGAGAGUGAUGUUGUAAUUUUUUCUGGAAAAUGUUGUACUUGCAGCAGUUGACAAUUUAAGCUCCACCGUCAUGUGGUUUUUCA
Molecule: messenger RNA, 1708 nt
Organism: Vigna angularis (adzuki bean)
Lineage: Eukaryota; Viridiplantae; Streptophyta; Magnoliopsida; Fabales; Fabaceae
Product: ribonuclease 3-like protein 2
Exons: 3
Coding region: 610-1611 (333 amino acids)
Biological process (GO): siRNA processing
Cellular component (GO): nucleus; cytoplasm
Molecular function (GO): RNA binding; ribonuclease III activity
Source: RefSeq, a predicted model, not a curated record